Stylophora pistillata is the source of this 1017-nucleotide messenger RNA. RefSeq lists its product as uncharacterized. Lineage: Eukaryota; Metazoa; Cnidaria; Anthozoa; Scleractinia; Pocilloporidae. The record is from RefSeq and is a predicted model, not a curated record.
UGUAUCCUGGGAAGAUUUCGCUCUGUUUUCAAAAUGGCGGCUCGAAAUCUGCUCAGGGCUGCUGCUUCAUGCAGACGAAAUCUAGCUUUCAGCUCCACUUUUACUCGGAACCAAAGCAUCUUCACUAAGUACAGAGAACCACCUAACGGUUUCCUCUUCAAUGAGAAGCCCUUAAAACCAGGAGAGAAGCGAAAAUGGGAAGACUGGGAAGAACCUUGGUAUAGAUGGUGGGCUCUCAUUCUUGUUUCCAUUCCUGUUUUGUUCUACUACAAGCCUGAAACUAGACCAGAAGUGUGGGCAAGGAAGAAGGCACAGGAGAUUGUAGCUGCUCGGGAUGCUGCCGAUGCAGAGGCUGCUGCUCGGGGUGAACCUGUGGAUGAAGGAGAAGACAUUGGAGAUUUCAAAUUGAGUGAACUUAGAAGACUCCCCUGAAGCAUGUUCGUUUGUUGUAAUGAUAUUGUUGCCACUGUCUUUUAAGGCAAUUAAUACAGUGUAUUUUGGGCUUUUUGUGGCCAAAGUCAACUUAAAUCUGACUGUAGUAAACUGUCCUUGUAAAUGGCUGUAACCACCCUGUGAAUGGUAUUUAAAUCUUGGUAUUCUAGUGAUCUGUAAUAGAUCCUAAUGCCCAGCUUUUCAAAUUGGUACUGAUACUAUCUUUUUGUUGGAUGAGAGAUUCACAUAUUCAUAUUUCUGCUAAAUAUCCUUUUGGAAAUUUUCAUUGGAACUUGGCUUUACAAUCUUAAUAGUGGAAAGCAUUGCACUACUUUAAGUGGAUAAUACAAACCAUUUGCCUUUGUAUUAGAAGUUUCCAUUUUGUUUUUUAAUUUUUUUAUGUUUUUUCGGUUCUAUGUAAAUGGUGAACACCCCAGGUAAUUACAGCUUGCCUCUUAAUUUUAUUAGUCUUAAUACUGUGUGGUAUGGACAAAGCAGUAGUAAAAACUGAAGUGGGUCUCUAAUUUUGUUCAGCUUUGUUUCAAUCUCAAGUAAUGUUUGUAAAUAAACUUGUUACAAUCGGUG